Rhododendron vialii is the source of this 4837-nucleotide messenger RNA. RefSeq names its product UBP1-associated protein 2A-like. NCBI's taxonomy places the organism in Eukaryota, Viridiplantae, Streptophyta, Magnoliopsida, Ericales, Ericaceae. The transcript is spliced from 3 exons. The coding region runs from base 3092 to 4471 and encodes 459 amino acids. The record is from RefSeq and is a predicted model, not a curated record. Gene Ontology annotation, molecular function: RNA binding.
UGGUAAAGACUAAGAUUACUCAAGGAACUUUAGUUUGAUAAGUCUUUCUAAUAUUUAUGUAAGAUUGAAGUCGCAAAUACAUUGGGGGAGAUACUUAAUGACACAAGUGAGUAACCGAAGUGUUUGCAAUUGUUUCUUGGGGUUGCAUAUUGUUUUGUCUCUCUACACUGAGUGAGAAGUUUUAGUUUCAAAUACUACUACCUGAUAAAGACUACGUGGAUUUGGUCGGAUAUUGAAACCGUGUUCUCUUACCCAUUUUAGGUCGUUGCAAUUGAUGUCUAUGGUGCCUCACAUGUCCUACAAAUGAGGACUAUGAAGUUAGAGUUGGGAUUGUGGAUAUUAAUUAAGAGAUGAAUGACCAUUAUGCAACCUGAAUUUUACCGUUACAAGUUUCCCUUUUGGUAAUCCAAAAUGUUAACGAAGAACAAACACCACAAAGAGACAUGGAAGGCAUACCUGAUACCUUCCAAUAAAAACAAGUUUCCAACAAACAAUUGGGGACAGGAACUAUAUUACUACAACAUUCUCUCUGCUUUAACUUGUGUUGAACAUGGAUCACCUUCAUUAAGUCAAAACUUAGUCAUGUGUAUAUAAGCAUUUGGAAACCUUCUCGUAUGUGGGUUCAUCCAGGUGUUUGCAUUUUAUCGUGUUUUAGUUGGUUACCGUAUAGAGCAUGGAGUUAGCUAAAUAAACUUUUUUUUAUGUGUCGGUAUGGUAGCGUCACAUUGUUUGGUUGUGUUUCAUAUGCACUCUUAGGUGAAUAAAGUCCAGUCAAGGUACCUAAAACUUUUUAUUUUGUGUCUCAAUGCACUCACAACUGCAAUGUUAUGGCGAGUUGUGAGAAAAUCCUUUAGCUAAAUAUUCAAGGUCUCAAGGUUAAGGCUCGAUACUUCAAUUAUAUGUUUAAUGCGAGUCUUUGAUCAGAGGAAGAUAAGGACAUAUCUGAUUUUUGAACCCCUAAUCUACCAAAAAACUUCAUGCGACAAUUUUUUUCCGGCUUUAUGAUUCAAUUGCACGAAACUAGGGAUUUAGUAUUCUGCUAAACAUAGAACAGUGAGACAAGUCAAGCUUCUUGAGCCUGACCUGUGUUUGGCUUGUUGAAAUUUCAUGCGAGAUUGACUUGAAGAAUAAAUAAGCCAAACUCGAGCUUAAAUAACCUAGUCUUUAAAGUGAAUGACUGAAUAUACACUACCGAAUGAACCAUAUUAUCUGGAUCACUGGUUACCCGGAUCGUAUAGGAUGCACUUUUCUACUGAUCCGAUCAGGUUCUGUAAACGAGUGUCUUCAAGUGUACCGUCAACUUAGUUUUUGUUGCAAAUUCCAGAUAGACCAAUGAAACAAGUAUGGUAUUCGACUUUACCCCUCAACAUUAAUGUUCUGCUUACUACGGUUGUUUUUAUUCAUGGAUGGAGCUUGGAAAGCCGGUUAUCAUUGGUGCUGGGUGGUUUCUCGCUAGUAGGGGAUGGAUUCCUUGUUGGCCAUACAUGGACUUCAUGUUGUUGCUCCGGUCCUAUGCAAAUGGAAAAUUUUGGCAAUGUACUUGGCUCUCUAAUGGGCUUUCUUUCACAACUAAUUAUAGUGUUGCUAAUUCUAUCCUAACCGUCUUAAUGUGGUAUUGCAGAUAUAAAGUUUCGUCGUGAACCUUUUGCUGGAGAUUUUACAGUUGACUUUUUUCAGGGUCUAGAAGAUUUUUCGUAAAGUACCGCGAUCAACUAUAAGUGAGCCUUGGCUUCCUAUGUUCUUUGCCCAGUUAUAGGAGUCGGACGGCCUUUUGAUGGUGGAUUGGGGGAUCCUAUAGUGCAUGCUCCCGAGAGCAGCUGUCGCAAACUUGCACACACUGCACAUAGUCCUUUAGGCCACGGCUAACGUAACUUUUAUGUUGGGUGGUUGUUAUUAGUUCUCCUGUAAACUACUUAAUAUGUACGGGUGUAAACUACUUACUAUUAUGUAUAGGUGUAUUAAAAUAUGUUCUCCAAAAUUACUGCAAUAAGUAUGUGUUUGUUCGUAGUGUUAGUUGAAAAAAAAAAGGGGGGGAUGAACUGAUAGGUAUGUUUGGCUUGGGAGAGUGUUUGGCUAUUUUUCUGUCAGAAACUAAAUUUCUAAAUAUGCAUGUCAGAAAGGACUUGUAAUUAUCCCUCUCAAAUAAAACUAUUAAAGCGAAAAUUAUAUGUCGAAGGUUUAACAUCUUAAGAAAAAGGAUUUUUGUUAAAUGUCCUCGUUUCGAUAUACAGGCCGCCUGAUCCCAUGUAAAUUAUAAUUGAUCCUAAUCUUCAAACCUAUCGUACAUGAUGCCUUCCGACUUGAACUUGGGGUAUAGUUUUACGGGAUAAGUUCCCUAAAUUCUAGAAUUUUUUCGUUAUAUAAGUGGUCGCUACUAUGUACUAUAGAAGUGAAUUUUUUUUUAGAACUACUUUGUGUAUAUUAUCUAGAAGAUAAAUAAUGACUAACAAAUGGAAUUAUCAUAACCAUAAUAACUUUGUGUAUAUUAUCAAAAGUUAAGCUUGGCUAUGGUCCUCUCUCGUACCAUUAUACCCCUGUUAAUUCACAAUUACAUGAAUAAUUAGUCAAUUGUUGUGUAAAAGUGGUUCUCUCGAGUAAAUAUACCAUGUCCACGGGGCAUCACGUGGCGGUGUCUCCACACUCUUUUUUUCCACACAUUUACGGAGGUUUACACACCUUAUAGUAGGAACCAUACAAAUCCAGGAGUGUUGAAUAAUUUCUCCCUCAAGGGGAUUAAUAAUUCCAGAAAAGGUAAACAAAGGUAGAGUUAAUUCUUCUGUAUCCUCGAAAUUAUCUAAAUUUUGUAUACUUCGUCUCUAAAUUAUACAAAUAAUAAUUUUGUCUCACAUCUUUCUGACUGCAUUUUAUUUUGUCUAAUUUCAUAAAAUUUUAGACGAAAUAGAUUGCAAAUCAAAAAGUUGAGGGAACAAAAUAGUUAUUUUGAGUAUUGACUAAGUAGGAAAAAUAUGAAUAGUUUAUGGGAUAAAAAUCAUACAGGUAAUUACUAAUUACAAGAACUUCAGGGGGCAAGCUUCCUCUCCAAACCAAACUAAAACCCUAGCAAUAGACAGUGGAAGAUCAACGUCUCCCAAUGGUGAACAAGAGAAAAGCAGCCGCAGAAGCGGAUUUUGAAGAAGAACCUCAGAAAACGAUUGCAGAUCAUUACUCCUCGUCUGAAGACGCAGAGGAAGAAGAAUCCGAAGAAGAAUCAGAGAACGACGACGAAUCAGAAGAAGAAGACCGAUCAGAAGAAGAAGAUGAUGAAGAAGAAGAAGACGAGGAGGAGGAAGACGAGGAAUCGAAGAGGGAGACUCUAAAGAAGCUUCUAGAACCCUUCGGAAAAGACCAGAUAAUCGAGUUCUUGAAACAAGCGGCACUGAAGAACCCUAAAAUCGUCGAACGAGUGACUCAAUCGGCCGAGUCGGACCCGGUGCACCGAAAGAUAUUCAUAUACGGGCUCGGGUGGGACGCCACGUCGGAGCAAGUCCUCUCCGUUUUCAGGAAGUACGGCGAGAUCGAGGAGUGCAAAGUUGUAGCGGAUAAACUCACAGGCCGAUCAAAGGGGUACGCAUUCGUUCUUUUCAAGUACCGAAACGGGGCUCGAAAGGCCCUUAAGCAUUCCCAGAAGAAGGUGGGCAACAGAAUGACUUCGUGCCAGCUGGCAUCCGCGGGUUCUGUACCCAAUAACAACCAAUCAUCAUCGGUUGUUUCCAGGAAAAUCUAUGUGACAACUGUAGGGCCUCAGGUUAAUCCGGAUAAGCUUAGAUCAUUCUUCGCGAAGUUUGGGGAGAUUGAGGAAGGUCCUAUUGGGCAAGACCCUGUGACUGGAAAGUUCAAAGGGUAUGCGCUUUUCGUUUACAAGACGCCCGACGGGUGUAAAAAGGCUUUAGAAGAGCCUGUGAAGGUGUUUGAAGGUACCCAGUUGCAGUGCCGACGGGCAGUGGAGGGAAACCGGGGGAAUAAGAGUCAGACAGGAGGUGGUGCUGCUUCAAUCCAGCAGACUGAUAUUGCUUCUGUAAAUUAUGGUAUGGGUGUGAAUCCAUCUGCAGUUAUGGUGGCUCAAAGUCCGGGAAUGGGGUUGGCGAAUCCGGUGCUGGCAUCGGCAUUGGGUCAGACGGUUUUGCCGCCUACAGCUGCUGCUACCGGGUUUCCCCAUUCAAUCAGGGCAAACCCGGCAUUGGGGUUGGGUUUUGGUGGGAAUUACGGUAUCAAUAACAUAAGCCCUAGCGUGAUUGGUAGUUAUAGUUCCCAAGCGGUUUUGCAGGGGAGUUAUGGUCCCCAAGUAGCCGCUUUGCCGGGUGGUUAUGGUUCCACUUCUCAAGCGGUGGCUUUGCAGGGUCUGGGUGCUUACCAGAGUGCCCAAUUGGGACAAUCUUCUGCUGGAGCGAUGGCAGCGGCCGCCACAACAACGCGGCCACAAUCUGGUUUUGGAACUUCGGGAACUACCUUUCCCUCUUACUUUGCCCGCUAGGUAAGCAAGCAGAGGAUCAUGAGACCAUUUCUGUAUUUGCAACCCUGUUGUUUGCCAACUUCUGUUAUCUAGCACAUUCCCAUCUCAAGCUCUAGCAAUGGCGAAGUUUGCAGCUUUAUGAGGAACUCAUUCAGAAACACCCAUAUCAAUUCCCUUCCGAGUCUCUGACAAUGGUGAUGCAAGUUAUCAAGCUUGAAUUCUGCUCAGCUUAUUGGCCAUUGAUUGCAACGCUGAAAAUCUAAUCUUUGUUCUGUCUUUUUUCUUUCUUGUUUCAUUUUUCUUGUACUGACUAGCUUUAAUUAGGGUUGUUUUAUGAAAUAUUUGCUUGCAUUUCUUCCCUAAUUAUGCAAAAAAAAUUAGUUGUUA